Messenger RNA from Didymella exigua CBS 183.55, 2101 nucleotides. Its product is annotated as amidase signature enzyme. NCBI's taxonomy places the organism in Eukaryota, Fungi, Ascomycota, Dothideomycetes, Pleosporales, Didymellaceae. The transcript has a single exon. The record is from RefSeq and is a predicted model, not a curated record. The coding region runs from base 371 to 1963 and encodes 530 amino acids.
CCAUUACAGCGUUAUUAUCGCCUUGUUGAGCCUUGGAAUGUGUGACAUUCGAUGCCAAGACCGACGUCUUAAACUACAGACCUAUGGUAUCGGCAUGAUCAACAUCGCUGACCGAACUCGAUCGAGGAUAUGUACCGCUGUAUACACCGCAUGCGCUAGAAAAACAGGCGGGUUGUACCUCUGUCUGAUGCUGAAUGAUCCAUUGUGGGCCUGAGCAGAUAUAAGGCAGCUCCUUGCUGCUGGAUUGGUGAUGCUGGGCCCUGGCAUCCACGCUUCUGAGCUACCGCUGACAAUUGCUCCCAGGAUGGUAUCAAGUCUCAAAUUGGUCGUUGCCGCGGUUUGCAGCCACGUGCUGAUAGCAACAAACACCAUGCCCUUCGAUGCUCGCGAGGCGACGAUUGACUCCGUUCAUCAUGCGCUCUACACGGGACUGGCAACAUGCCGAGAGGUCGUCUCAGCCUUUAUUGCUCGCAUCGAAGCUCACAACAACUUGACGAACGCUAUCAUCACUCUAAACCCCAAUGCGUUGAGCCUGGCGGAUGCCUAUGAUGAGCUACUUGCGGCAGGCAAUGCUACGGGGCCUCUUUUCUGUGUGCCUGUCUUACUGAAGGACAACUACGACACUGCAGAGAUGCCGACCACAGGAGCUAGUCUCGCACUUGCAAGGUCACAGCCGACUGAAGAUGCACCGAGCGUGGUAGCAUUGAGAAGCGCUGGAGCUGUCAUCCUGGGCAAGACGAACUUACACGAGCUUGCGCUGGAGGGAAUUAGCGUGUCUUCCCUGGGUGGUCAGACUAUCAACCCGUAUGAUGCGACUCGCACGCCUGGUGGAAGUUCUGGUGGCACAGGCGCGGCUGUAGCAUCCUCUUUCUGCGUUUUCGGUACGGGUACAGACACAGUCAAUUCACUUCGAAGUCCGGCAUCAGCAAAUUCCUUGUGCAGCAUUCGGCCUACGAGAGGCCUCGUCACACGUACUGGCAUCAUGCCUAUAUCGUACACUCACGACACCAUUGGGCCGAUUGCAAGAUCAACCAAGGAUGUAGCAACAGCUCUGACAGUCAUGGCUUCGACGGGCUAUGAUCCAGCUGACAAUGCGACGGCGUUGGUACCGAACCGUAACGUCGACUACGCCGCAACACUUGGGACUACUGAGCUUGGUGGUCUUCGUAUCGGCGUCCUGGAUGGCUUCUUCAACCACUCUGAAUCACCAGAAGUCACACCUGUCAACAAGGCCAUGGACGCUGUGAUGUCCAGGUUGGAAGCCGAAGAUGUCACUUUGGUCCCAAUCAUGGAGUCUAUAUACAAUGCGACCGCGAUCCAGGCUGCGCUCGAUGUUCAACGUUACGAGUACCGCGAGCUCAUGGACGAGUACCUCCUGCGUCCAACACUGUCCGGGGAACGACCUAAUACGCUUAACGAGCUGUACUUGCGCAAAGCAGUCAAUGGUUCUGGUGGGGAAUUCGUCGUCCUGCCAUCGCAGUAUGAAUACGUUAACACUGCGCUUGUCUCUUCGACGAGGAACGAGACAUAUAUCCAGCGUCAGAACGGCAUCCGCAACCUCACUCUAGCGUUGCAACAAACUUUUGCCGCGAACGAUCUAGACGCGAUCAUCUACCCAGAGCAGAAGAAUCUGGUUGUAAAGAUUGGAUCUCCGUCGCAGAGCGGCCGCAAUGGAAUUCUCGCAGCGCUCACGGGUGUUCCUGUUGUGACUGUCCCUGCAGGGUUCAGUGAGCCGAGUGCGGACGCACCAAUAGGUAUUCCAAUCGGCAUGGAGAUCCUAGGAAAGCCCUGGCAAGAGCAGAGGCUGCUAGGUAUUGGCUAUGCUGUUGAGCAGUUGCUGAAGAUCAGGAGGCCGCCAUCUUGGGCAAGAGAGGUCGUGGAGGUGCCUCAGUACAACAGUGUACCCGUGGUCGUGCCUGACAGAAACAACAUCGACGCUGCGUAUCCGCUGGGUGUUUUGUAGAUCGAAGUGGUUUACGUUCGACGAGAUGAUGGUGCACAGGUCAUGUAAUAAAGUGCAAUUGACUCGGUCGUCCAUGCGUCACGGCCAGACAUGUCUCGUCUUAUUUUAGUUCAUUUGUCUCUGGCAAGUUGCAACAAC